This is a messenger RNA of Lagenorhynchus albirostris (white-beaked dolphin), 605 nucleotides long. RefSeq names its product small ribosomal subunit protein eS7-like. The record is from RefSeq and is a predicted model, not a curated record. Gene Ontology annotation, cellular component: 90S preribosome; cytosolic small ribosomal subunit; small-subunit processome. Gene Ontology annotation, biological process: rRNA processing; translation; ribosomal small subunit biogenesis. NCBI's taxonomy places the organism in Eukaryota, Metazoa, Chordata, Mammalia, Artiodactyla, Delphinidae. The coding region runs from base 18 to 596 and encodes 192 amino acids. Gene Ontology annotation, molecular function: structural constituent of ribosome. The transcript has a single exon.
UCAUCAAGGUCCCGGACAUGUUCAGUUCCAGCGUGAAGAUCGUGAAGCCCAAUGGCGAGGAGCCGGACGAGUUCGAGUCUGGCAUCUCCCAGGCUCUCCCGGAGCUGGAGAUGAACUCGGACCUCAAGGCCCAGCUGCGGGAGCUGAACCUCACAGCCGCCAAAGAAAUUGAAGAUGUUGGUUGUCCAAAAGCUAUCAUAAUCUUUGUUCCCGUUCCUCAUCUGAAAUCCUUCCAGAAAAUCCAGGUCUGGCUAGUGUGUGAGUUGGAGAAGUUCAGCGAGAAGCACGUUGUCUUUAUCGUUCAGAGAAUUCUGCCUAAGCCAACUCGAAAAAGCCGUACAAAAAAUAAGCAAAAACGUCCCAGAAGCCGCACUCUGACAGCUGUGCAUGACGCCAUCCUGGAGGACUUGGUUUUCCCAAGUGAGAUCGUGGGCAAGAGAAUCCGCGUGAAGCUGGAUGGCAGCCGACUCAUAAAGGUUCGUUUGAAUAAAGCACAGCAGAACAAUGUGGAACACAAGGUUGAAACGUUUUCUGGUGUCUGUAACAAGCUCAUGGGCAAGGAUGUUAAUUUUGAGUUCCCAGAGUUUCAGCUGUAAACAAAGAUG